UGCUUUUUUGCCUUUGCUUUUUGUCCAUUUUAGACACACACACUCUCUCUCUCUCCCCCCUUUCUUCUCUCUCCUGAUAUAGCCCAGUCAACCUCAUGUCUUCCUCACUUUGUUCCAUUUUAAACCAACACCAUUCUCUUUCUCCCAUCCAUUGGUCAAUCUUCAUCUCUGAAACCCUGAAACUCAAACGCUCUCUAUUCGGCUCACCUCUCCCAUUUCAACUAAAUCACUUUUCAUUACCAUCAAAUACAUACUACUUGUGACCCAUUUCUGGUUUCUCCUUCCAGAGUAAAAGACAGACUUGGUGGAGCAUUAUAUAUCUACAGUUGUAGACCACCUCCACGCCAAUCCACCAUUGCUUGCUCCAUUCCCAUUUGAUCUGCAACUCAAAAACCUAAUAUUCAGCCCAAUAUCAUAUAUCAUAUGAUUAUAUGCUAGUUGGGAAACAAAAAUCAUUCAUGAUUAGACUCUCCUUCUUGUUCAUUACUCAUCUCUACACCCAAAAUCCUUUCCUCUAGUUUGGUGCUCUUUACCCUCCACCUUCAAAGCAAAGCAACUUACAAUGUGGAUGAUGGGUUACAAUGAUGGGGGAGAGCUGAAUAUGCCUGAUUCAUUCAAUGGCAGGAAGCUUCGGCCUCUGAUUCCAAGACCAGCUACUUCUACCAACGGCACUGCAACUACCACGUCUUCUUGUUUAAGCCGCAUCCAUGGGACUGAUCUUUUUGGACUGAAUCACCAUCUGGAGCAAAGCAACAUUAGAGAGUUCAAUACAACUCCAGUCAUAGUGAGCUCACGUUGGAAUCCAACCCCGGAGCAGCUAAGGACCCUAGAAGAAUUAUAUCGGCGCGGGACUCGAACGCCUUCGGCUGAGCAAAUUCAGCAUAUCACCGCACAGCUCCGCCGAUACGGCAAGAUUGAAGGCAAGAAUGUGUUUUACUGGUUUCAGAACCACAAGGCAAGGGAACGGCAGAAGCGGCGCCGACAACUUGAACCAGAUGAGCAGAAUCGGGAUGUUGAAAGCACAGAGAGGAAGGAAUCAGGAGGAAGUAGGACAGGUUUUGAAGAACAGACCAAGAACUGGGCACUCUCUACAAACUGCAGUAUACUUGCAGAGGAAUCUCUUUCAAUACAAAGGGCGGCAAAAGCAACAGCUGCAGCAGCAGAAUGUAGAACAGAUGGAUGGAUCCAAUUCGAUGAAGGGGAAUUACAGCAUAGAAGAAGCUUGGUAGAAAGAAAUGCCAUUUGGCAGAUGAUGCAGUUGUCUUGUCCUUCUCCCACCACCCACCUCAUAAACACGACUACUACUACAAGAACCAAAGAAGCUGCAGCAGUUAGAAGAAUGGACCCAAAGCUCAUAAAGACUCGAGAUCUGAACAUCUUUAUAGCUCCCUACAGAUCAGAAGGUCAUAAUCACUUGGCCGGUGUCGGCGCCGAUCACUCCAAUGAAGAAGAGGGUGGAGAAUCCCAAACCCUUCAGCUGUUCCCCCUCCGGAGCGGCGAUGGCAAUGAAAACAUUAAUGAAAAAGAGGGCGAGAUAUCAGUUGCUGCCAUGAAUACCAACCUCACUCCUCACCAGUUUUUUGAGUUCCUUCCACUGAAGAAUUAAACAAGGGGAAGUUAACCCCAUGUGGGUUGCAGGCCUCCUCAGCUUACUAUGUAUGCAACAUGAUGAUGGGUUGUGCUAGAUUUUGUAUUUUUGUUGGAAACUGAGACUGCUUUUAUUGCUCUUGAUGUUACAUUUCAUGGAAGCCAUGCAAUGUUAGCAAGUGGGUAUGAAACAAGGUUGCCUUAAACUGCA
Molecule: messenger RNA, 1798 nt
Organism: Vitis riparia (riverbank grape)
Lineage: Eukaryota; Viridiplantae; Streptophyta; Magnoliopsida; Vitales; Vitaceae
Product: WUSCHEL-related homeobox 1-like
Exons: 4
Coding region: 563-1606 (347 amino acids)
Biological process (GO): plant organ development
Molecular function (GO): DNA-binding transcription factor activity; DNA binding
Source: RefSeq, a predicted model, not a curated record